Molecule: messenger RNA, 1848 nt
Organism: Plasmodium coatneyi
Lineage: Eukaryota; Apicomplexa; Aconoidasida; Haemosporida; Plasmodiidae
Exons: 1
Coding region: 1-1848 (615 amino acids)
Biological process (GO): negative regulation of DNA-templated transcription
Source: RefSeq, a predicted model, not a curated record
AUGUUGUCCAACAAGCGAAAGAGCAAGAAGCUGAACCUGCUGAAGGACCAAAUGUUCCUCACGAAAAAGUACGUUGACAUGAACGACCCCAUAUACGACAGCGAAAUAGAAGAUGAAAACUGCUUCUACACGGUAGUCAACAAGGAAGAAAUAGAAUUCUCGCAGAAGGUGUCUGAGAUGAAAACCAAAAUGUUCGAGGAUAUGAAUAUACUUUCAUUUGAGGAUUUCGAAAAAAAAUGCGACAUGCUGAUUAACAACUUUUUUGCAAGCUACAAUUUUCAGCAAUUUAUUGAAGACUUAAAAGAAUUAAAUGUGAAGACGUAUAACGACUUUUUAGUUUUGCAGCUGAUAAAGAAAUCUUUCGAUAAGGAAGAAGAGUGCCAAAUUAAUGUGUCCUGUUUGCUGAAUGUUUUGAACAUCACCAAGUUGAUAAAGCCAGAACAAGUACACAGAGCGUUUGAAAAAGUUUUGCUAAGCUUGGACGACAUUAAGCUGGACUGCCCAUCCUGUUACGAGAUUUUCUUAAAGUACAUUAGGUUUAGCACACUGGACAAUGUAGUGGAUAAAGAUUACAUUUUGAAAUUACCCACUGGCUUUUUUGACGCGUUGGAUUUGGACAGCUGGGAUGAAAAGGAACUGGCUUUGCAGAACUUGAAGGAGAGUGAACACGCAGUGGAUAAGGCGGGCUGCCCCAACGGGGUGGUCUCCACGAAUGGCACGCUAUUAACGAAUUGCACUGUAUCAGCAAAUGGCACUAUAUCAACGAAUGGCACUAUAUCAACAAAUGGCACCGUAUCAACAAAUGGAGUUAUCUUGACCAAUCUGGAUGAGAACCACAUGUACGCGCAGAACCUCGAAAACGUAGAAGAGAAGAAGAAGCUGAAGGACGAAAUGUGGAAGGACACCCAGCUGUGGCUGCUAGACCUAAACAUGAAGCAAAUCCAGAAAGAGAAAAAAGAAUUCAAGCAAAAGGCAAGGGACUUUCUAGUGGACUUUUUCAACGAUGGAGACACAAAUGAGGUCAUCGAAUUUUUAAACAGCACAAACAGUUUGUUUCAUUAUGAGUUCAUAAGGAUAAGCAUCAUAGAGUCGUUCAGUAAAAAUAAUAUUUGCCGAAAGUAUAUUUCCUACCUGCUGGACAAUUUAUGCGAAACGUACUAUUUUAAGAAUGACAUUAUUAUAGCUUUUAUAAGAAUUAUAGGGUACAUUGACGACUACGAAAUUGACUUCCCGCAAGCAAAGGAAAUGGUAUGUAAAUUUCUGCUUAGGUGUAUCUAUGACGACGUACUUUAUCCAGCGUUUUUAAGCGAUAUAUACAAACUACACAUUGGUGGCAUGACAGGCAUGAUGAUUUGCAACAAGACGCAACAAAGAAUUUAUAACAAAAAAAAAUUGAACCUAAACAAUAUUAACUACAUUUGGGAUGAAGAUGAUACGUAUGAAAAAAUGAAAUUAAAAAGAAAAAUUAAUAACACCUUAUUAGAGUACUUUUAUUCCUACAUAGAUGAGCAAGAAUUUUAUUUACACCUCGAUGAAUUUCUGCCCCAUUAUCAUGACUUGUGUAAUUAUGUCGUUAAAAAGAUCUUCGUUCUGAACGUGGAUAUAAACAAUGACUUAAGUUUAUCCUUCAAAUUGGUCGACUAUUUAAUGAGUAGAAAUUUUAUCACUGAAAGAAAUGUUGAAGGAGGAGUCAUGGAGGUCAUGAACUCGCUUAAGGACAUUAUGCUGGAUAUUCCAAAGUAUCCGGAAGAAUUUCUUAAAAUUUUAAACUACCUUCAUGAGAAGAAGUACAUUUCGCAGGGCACCUUUGACAGGGUCUCCAAGGAAAUCGCAGCGUUUAAUAAUUAG